This is a messenger RNA of Choloepus didactylus (southern two-toed sloth), 968 nucleotides long. It is a transcript of the gene TEN1, whose product is annotated as TEN1 subunit of CST complex. Gene Ontology annotation, biological process: negative regulation of telomere maintenance via telomerase. Lineage: Eukaryota; Metazoa; Chordata; Mammalia; Pilosa; Megalonychidae. Gene Ontology annotation, cellular component: CST complex. Gene Ontology annotation, molecular function: telomeric repeat DNA binding; single-stranded DNA binding; telomerase inhibitor activity. The record is from RefSeq and is a predicted model, not a curated record.
UGUAUUUGAAGAAACUGGGUCAUUUUUGUGGAGGAAAAAUUUCCUGCAACCUGGACUUUUACACCUCUGCAUUGUCUUUAGACCCACUAAAACGGACAGAGAAUAGGAAAGCAGACACUGGUUGGCAAGGGAACUCAGCAAAUCCUUGGAGGAAAGGGAAGCAGAGCCUGGUGACAGGGUUAGCAGAACAGAGGAAGCCACCACUUCAAGUACCAGAUGAGAUCAGAGGCACUUCAACCAUUGGAACUAAUGAUGCUGCCCAAACCUGGAAUCUACUACUUCCCCUGGGAGGUCAGUGCUGGCCAAGUUCCUGACGGGGGCACGCUGAGAACAUUCGGCAGGUUGUGCCUCUAUGACGUGACCCAAUCCAGAGCGACCCUCGUGGCCCAGCACGGAACUGGACAGCACCAGGUUCUUGUCUGUACCAAGUUGGUGGAACCGUUCCAAGCCCAGCUGGGGUCUCUGUACAUUGUCCUUGGGGAGCUCGAGCACCAGAAGGAUGGAGGUUCCGUGGUGAAGGCCCGGGUGCUGACUUGCGUGGAAGGAAUGAAUCUCCCCUUGUUGCAGCAAGCCAUCCAGGAGCAGAGGCUGUACCGACAAGAGAGGCAGCAGCCACUAGGAAAUGGCAACUCCUUGCAACGCACCCCCCCACCCCACUGACCCCUGCUCCAGGGCCAGACCCCCAGCAGAUGCCGCCGUGGGUGGAGACGUGCUCCCCCCUGGAGGGACAGCCUGUGGCUGGGGCAAGAGAGUAGCGGGGAGGGGUUGUUAAUCUGGCCCCUUUCCCUAAUUUGGCUGGUCCCAGAAACGAGAGCCCAGAGAGCAGGCCCCAAAGUCUGGCACCUCCCCCGACGCCCCAAGGCUGCAGGAGGCCGAGCUCCAGGGCACCAGGGCUGCAGGGAGCCUGGUCCUCGUGUGCAGCCAGGGAGGGUUCCAGAAAGACCCUGUGAAUAAAGGUGCAGAGUGCA